Molecule: messenger RNA, 246 nt
Organism: Mesorhabditis belari
Lineage: Eukaryota; Metazoa; Nematoda; Chromadorea; Rhabditida; Rhabditidae
Source: the annotation of a GenBank genome assembly
AUGAAGAAUUUACUGUAUCUUGUGCUUUUUGUGGUAUUCUUUGCUAGAAUUGAUGCACAGAAUAAUACGACGAAUUCGACAUGCGUUGAUACGGCCAGGGAUUGUAAUUGUAAGGUGAAUCUAUGCAACAACAGCUUCUACACAUCAUUGAUGAGAACGAGAUGCUCGAGGACGUGUGGAUUUUGCACUAUCGACAAUGGCAAUAACGGAAAUAACGGAAACAAUGGCAAUGGAAAUGGGAACGGU